Messenger RNA from Penicillium malachiteum, 567 nucleotides. Its product is annotated as FAD-dependent oxidoreductase. The coding region runs from base 1 to 567 and encodes 188 amino acids. The record is from RefSeq and is a predicted model, not a curated record. NCBI's taxonomy places the organism in Eukaryota, Fungi, Ascomycota, Eurotiomycetes, Eurotiales, Aspergillaceae. Gene Ontology annotation, molecular function: monooxygenase activity; FAD binding. The transcript has 2 exons.
AUGGAUGCUGUGAAGGACGCAGUCGGAGGCGACAGUCAAUGGCCGGUUAUGUUCAAUCAGGAUGAAGGCACCUUCGUGACCGUCAUUGCUGCUGGGGAUACUGGCAACCGCCAUGUGGUCAUGUACCCCUGUCGUGGCCAUGAGCAAAUGAAUAUAGCCUUUGCAGUCCCAGACUGGAGUCUCAAAAGACCUUCAGAGUUGGAAUAUUCCUGGAAUGCUCAAGGGAGUGUUCCAGAGAUGGUGGAAGGGAUUCAGGGGUUCCCACCGUGGCUACAACGGGUCUUCAGCCGCACACCUCGUGUUGCUCUUUUUCAGGUCCAUGGUCAGGAGCCUUUGCCAACAUAUGUCAAGAGUCGGACAAUUUUAAUUGGCGAUGCAGCCCAUGCUAUGGUUCCGUAUCAAGGACAGGGUGCGAACCAGGCUCUUGAGGAUGUUGAGGGUAUCAAUGCCCUCUUUGCCGAUAUAUUAGAUCGUGAUAAUAUCCCAAGUCUUUUGCAGAACUGGGAUAGCAUUUCGUCAACCCCGUGCAUCAGAGAUUCAAAGGGGUUCUCGCACUUCUCAGGGUAA